Messenger RNA from Fonsecaea multimorphosa CBS 102226, 1209 nucleotides. RefSeq lists its product as uncharacterized. Lineage: Eukaryota; Fungi; Ascomycota; Eurotiomycetes; Chaetothyriales; Herpotrichiellaceae. Bases 1 to 1209 code for a protein of 402 amino acids. The record is from RefSeq and is a predicted model, not a curated record. The transcript has a single exon.
AUGACUUCCACCAAUGAGAACCAAGCACUGCUCUAUGCGCCUAAACCGGCACCCGUGCUGAAUCUCCCGCCUGGCGCAGCGGCAAAAGUCCAAAUCAUUGACACCACCUCGCGCCUGGACGUGCCCACACAAAUCUUCAUGGGUCCCAAGAUCUUUGGUCACGAGAUCCUCAAGGUACCGUCAUUCUCAUUCCUCGUCGAGCAAGUCUCCUCGGGGCGCAAGGUACUGUUCGACCUCGGGUGCCGGAAGGACUGGCAAAGCCUGCCUCCCCUAAUUUUGGGGCUCGUCACCCAACCGGGCUGGAAGAUCGAGGUCGAGAAAGACUCGGUCGCCCAGAUCUUGCAGGACGACGGGGUGGAUGUCGCGAGCGGCGCCAUCGAGGCCAUCAUCUGGAGCCACUGGCACUACGACCACACGGGGGAUCCGAGCACUUUCCCGGCAAGCACCUCGUUGAUCGUCGGACCGGGCGUCAAGGAGGUAUUCCUGCCGCCAUACCCGGAGAACGCACAAUCGCCGCUCCUCGAUACGGACUUUGCGGGUCGCGAGCUGAAAGUCGUCGACUUCGAGAACUGGGGAAUUGUCCAGAUAGGCCGCUUCCGCGCCAUCGACUACUUCAACGACGGGUCCUUCUACAUCCUCGACGCGCCAGGCCACGCCGUGGGACACCUAUGCGCGCUUGCACGCGUGACGUCGACGCAGGACGGCGACGUCGAAGGAGACACGUUUGUGUUGAUGGGCGCCGACGCCGCUCACCACGGCGCCGAACUGCGACCGACGCAGUAUCUCCCCUUACCCAAGACCGUCAGUCCGUCACCCUACGUAAGCAAAUAUCCCGGCGUCUGCCCCGGCCAGCUCUUCGAGGCGAUCCACCCGCGCCACAAGGCCGUCGAGCCUUUCUACCACAUCCUCCACGAGGGCUGCGGCGUGGCGCAUCACGACCCCGCGCAAGCGCAGGAUAUUGUGGGCGUGGUGCAGGAAUUCGACGCCGCGGAUAAUGUCUUUGUCGUCAUCGCCCACGACGCUAGCCUGUUGCAUGAGAGUGUUGGUAUUGAGUGGUUCCCACGCGGGAGUUUGAGGGACUGGAAAACAAAGGACUGUAAGCGCAAGGCGAGGUGGCGGUUCUUGGAGGACUUGGUCCCAGCUGUCGAGCAUGCCGCUGACAUCGACACCGCUACUGCUUCUGCUGCCACUGCCACUGCCACUAACUAG